GCCACCCCCUCCGGGGUAUCACCUGCACCACUUCCCGCUGGAAUCACGUCGCAAGUCCGUUGCAAGGCUCUCGGGCAAAGUCCAUCCCUUCCUCGCAACAGCUGAUUACGUCGCUCCUGAAGGCUACAGUGUCAUAGGGCUGCUGUUUAACCAGGUCCGUGACAACAUGCCCCACGAAGAAAUGCCUGACCCUUGGCCAUUCUCGGGUGUAUUUUGGAGCUUUGACACAGGCAUGCCCGGUGGUUCUGACAGCCUUGUGUAUGAGUUUGAUGACCCUGACUUUGGGUUGGUGCCGACGCAAUGGGAGCCGCUAGCACGUGGCAUUGCACAGUCCGUCACUGGAAGCGUGCACGGCAAGCCGUGGGCAUGCGACCCGCAAAGGCCCAUUGUCAUCCUUACCUACGUGCACGUGUAUGCACUGGAGGGUAUGGUACCCCGGGUUCCCAUGCCAGACCAGUCGUGGGUGGCCAACAACACAGUUGUGAGCUGGCGGUCCGAGCUGUGCUUUCAGGGCCUAUCAGAUUCAGAGGAGGAGGAGGAGGAGGAGGAGGAGGAGGAGGAGGAGGAGGAGGAGGAGGAGGAGGAGGAGGAGGAGGAGGAGGAGGAGGAGGAGGAGGAGGAGGAGGAGGAGGAGGAGGAGGAGGAGGAGGAGGAGGUGGAGGAGGAGGAGGCAUAGCAGGAGGAGGAGGAGGAGGAGGUGGAGGUGGAGGUGUAGGAGGAGGAGGCAAGGCUGAAGGGUUGAGACAGGGUAGAUGGAAUGACUUGAGCGUCUGGUAGGGCAGGUGGGGCAAUGAAACGCAGCUGGGGCAACCUGACUCUGCUGGGGCUUUGGGCAGGAUUUGGUCACAGGCUCUCAAAUGGCUGCACAGCCACAGAGCCACAAAUAGGCAGGGCAGGUGGAACGCUUUGAGUCUGGUAAUUGGUGUUUACAGCCUGUCAGCAUUGUAACACCACAUGCAAUACUCUAUCAGACUCCACUGUACAUGGCCAGCUGCCUCAGACACAGCGGUUCAGCGAUCUGUGAAGUGUGUGUACGGCAUGAAGUACAUGAUGCCCCGGCGGUCCCCGUGUGGAGCGGCCACACAGCAUUUCCCCUUCAGCUCUUU
Molecule: messenger RNA, 1106 nt
Organism: Chlamydomonas reinhardtii
Lineage: Eukaryota; Viridiplantae; Chlorophyta; Chlorophyceae; Chlamydomonadales; Chlamydomonadaceae
Exons: 1
Coding region: 233-676 (147 amino acids)
Source: RefSeq, a predicted model, not a curated record